Drosophila innubila is the source of this 2297-nucleotide messenger RNA. RefSeq names its product fatty acyl-CoA reductase wat. Lineage: Eukaryota; Metazoa; Arthropoda; Insecta; Diptera; Drosophilidae. Gene Ontology annotation, biological process: long-chain fatty-acyl-CoA metabolic process. Gene Ontology annotation, molecular function: alcohol-forming very long-chain fatty acyl-CoA reductase (NADP+) activity. The transcript is spliced from 10 exons. Gene Ontology annotation, cellular component: peroxisome. The record is from RefSeq and is a predicted model, not a curated record. The coding region runs from base 403 to 1962 and encodes 519 amino acids.
GUCUGUUUUCGACUGCCUGGCAGCGCGGUUCUGGAACGCGUACAACACAAACAGUUAACAAUUUCAAAUUUAACAAUUUACAAUGAACAAUUGACUGUCAUAAAUAAACUCGGUUCGGUGCUUCGCUGGUUUUAGCCAAUUUCAAUUUGUACGUUUUUCGGAACAUUUUUGUGAUUGUGCAACUCGAUGUGAAAAAACGUGAAAAACUUUCGAAAGUGCGCAGCCAAUUGCAGUGAAUACUAUUUGAAUAUACUGUACACUGUACAGCUUAACCGACGAAUUUUGAGUGGCCAAUCCAAAAAUUUUGUGUAAACAAUACAAUUAACUUGGCCAGCUUUAAUUUACAGUUCGAAUAACUAGCAAUUUGGAUUGAUCCUCCGUGAAAGGAAUUUACUGGCGAGCAUGGAUGAGGCGAAACUGAUGAGUCUUCGCAAUGGUUAUGCGAAAGCGAUGGAUGAUCAUUGCCCGCUUAUCACCGGCACACAGGAUGAAUCGCCCAUGCAAAUGUUUUACAAGGACAAAGGCGUCUUUCUCACAGGCGGCACUGGAUUCUUUGGCAAAAUUAUUAUUGAGAAACUGUUGCGCGUCACGGAGGUGGCACAAAUAUAUUUGCUGAUUCGCACUAAGAAGGGCAAGGAUGCCCAUGCCCGCAUGGAGGAUCUCUUUAAUGAUCCGGUCUUUGCCAAAAUGAAACAGAUUAAUCCAAAGUAUCGCUGUCAGAUCACAAUAAUUAGUGGGGAUUGCUCUCUUCCUGGUCUGGGAAUCUCACAGCACGAACGGGAGACAAUCAAGGAGAAUGUCAACAUUGUCCUGCACAGUGCGGCAACAGUGAGAUUCGAUGAGAAACUCAAAAUGGCCAUUGCCAUCAAUGUGCAUGGCACCAAGGAAAUCAUCAAGUUGGCCAAAGAGAUUGUUAACCUCAAGGCUCUAGUGCAUGUUUCAACCGCAUUUGCACACUGCAACAUGCGGUAUAUUCAGGAGAAGUUCUACAAUUGCAUGAUGACUGGCGACAAUGCGUUCAAGUUGACAGAAUGCCUCGAUGAGCAUACGCUGAAUACGUUGACGCCGACGAUAAUCAAGGGAUAUCCGAAUACAUAUACCUACACCAAAGUGCUGGCCGAGGAUGUGAUUCAGCAGCAUGCACAGAAAUUGCCUGUGACCAUAUUUCGACCAGGCAUUGUGAUCACCACCUACAGGGAACCGGUGACUGGCUGGAUUGACAACAUGUAUGGUCCUUGUGGCGUCAUUGUGGGCAUCGGAUCGGGCGUGCUGCGUGUUUUCACCGGCAACAUGGAUAACAAGGCUCACAUUGUGCCCGUCGACAUGUGUGUUAAUGCCUUGCUGGCCACCGCUUGGGAUGUGGCAAGAAACACCUAUGAGACACCGCCAAUCUAUAACUAUGUGCCGGAUGCGGAUAAUAUGGUCACCUGGCGGAAUUAUAUGCAGACGGGUUUCAAGUAUGUCAACGAUAUACCCAUGAGAAAAUCCAUCUGGUAUCCUUGCUUUACGAUUGUGCCACACAUGUGGCAAUAUCACAUAUUGUGCUUCUUAUAUCACACAUUGCCCGCCAUGUUCAUGGACUUGAUUAUGGUUCUAAUGGGAAAGAAACCAAGAAUGAUGAAAAUCUAUCGCAAGAUACACAAAUUCAGCAAUGUCCUGAAGUUCUUCAGCUCAAAUGAGUUUCGAUUCGAUAACGAUAAUGUUCGACGAUUGGUCGAUAAGUUGGAUGAACGGGACAAGCGAUUGUUUGCCUUUGAUAUGCGUGAUUUGGAUUGGCCAAAUCUAUUCCGAGUCAGUCUCUAUGGACUGCGUCUGUAUGUGGUCAAGGAUGAUCCCAACAAUCUACCCGAAUCGAUAAAGCGCAUUAAACGCAUGAUGAUUCUACACUAUUCGACUCUUGCUAUUUUCUAUUCGUUAACAUUGUGGGCGCUCUACGGACUGGUCAAGUUAAUAUUCUUUUAAUCUUUUGAAGAUUUCUAAAGUAUAUAUUCUUAUCAUAUGUAAAAUUGAGGUUACUUCUAUGUUCUUUCCUCUAUAUCUUUGUCUCAGUUUCGCAAUAGUUUAGUGUAGUUUUUAGUGCUACUCAUGAUUGUGUUUAGUGUAUAGUUCUAUGGUCGGUUACAGCGCUCUAUCCAAAAUCUGUAUAGUUUAGUUUGUAUGUAAAUGUACUCGUACUAUACUAAAGUUGAUCAUGUAACACACACUGUGUAUAUAUUUACUUACUUAUAUUUAUGUAUUGAAGCUAAUCGAAUCAACAAUAAAAAGAAAUCGCUUCACAUUUUUGGGACAAGUUAAAA